CACUAACCAAAAGAAAAACUGUUACUGUAAAUGAGAAACUGAUCCUGCCUUAUAGCCUCAAUGAGGCUGUCACUGCCCGUGAUUCAAUGGCAAAAUCUCUGUACAGCGCCUUAUUUGACUGGAUAGUCCUUCGAAUAAACCAUGCUUUGCUCAACAAAAAAGACGUGGAGGAGUCUGUCAGUUGCCUAUCAAUUGGGGUCCUUGAUAUUUUUGGGUUUGAAGAUUUUGAAAACAACAGCUUUGAACAGUUCUGCAUUAAUUAUGCCAAUGAACAGCUCCAGUAUUACUUCAACCAGCACAUCUUCAAGUUAGAACAGGAGGAAUACCAAGGUGAAGGAAUUAGCUGGCACAAUAUUGAUUAUACA
Staurois parvus is the source of this 365-nucleotide messenger RNA. The record is from the annotation of a GenBank genome assembly. NCBI's taxonomy places the organism in Eukaryota, Metazoa, Chordata, Amphibia, Anura, Ranidae.